AUGUCCCAGUCCCGACCCCACAACGUGCAUCGGGAGGAAGCAGAGGAGAAUGGCAACGAGGAGGAGGGAAUCAAACGACAGAGGAGGGGUCGAGUGGAAUCAGAGGAUGUAGCCGCUGAGGAGGAUCACCAGGGGAACUUGCAGACGGGGUGGGCGGCACACCGGCAGGAAGCACAAGAGGUGCCCCAACCGCAACCGCCUGCGGCGGGGGAGCCGGAGGGGGUGGCGCACGCGCUGCCGGGGGAGACUGAGCCACCGGUGGGGCGGGAGGAGGUGGAGGAGCCAAUGGCGUCGACGGCGCCAACUCAGCAGGCACGGACGAUAGCUGCUGGGACGACUGGAGAUAUGCUGACGGACAACGCCGCGGCGUCGGCACCAAGAGGCGGUGACUGCGCGUCGGACACAGGGGCCCGACAAUCUCUCGCUGGACAGCGGGAGGGUGUCGAGGCGGACGGCGACGUUGGAAGGAGCCGCCACGAGCUCGGAUAUGUGGAUGGGUCCGCCCGCGGGGAGAACGAUAGACUGGCUCGUGACGACGGGGGGAGGAGCCGGCCUCCUCGUGCGCGACCAGGGCAGCGGCGGCUCGAAGUAGGGCUGGCGCCAGCUCGCCCCGGGCCUGUGAGUGGCUAG
This is a messenger RNA of Closterium sp. NIES-65, 630 nucleotides long. The record is from the annotation of a GenBank genome assembly. NCBI's taxonomy places the organism in Eukaryota, Viridiplantae, Streptophyta, Zygnematophyceae, Desmidiales, Closteriaceae.